This is a messenger RNA of Acomys russatus (golden spiny mouse), 12086 nucleotides long. RefSeq names its product xin actin binding repeat containing 2 (gene Xirp2). Gene Ontology annotation, molecular function: actin filament binding. The coding region runs from base 304 to 11760 and encodes 3818 amino acids. The record is from RefSeq and is a predicted model, not a curated record. The transcript is spliced from 9 exons. Gene Ontology annotation, cellular component: stress fiber; focal adhesion. Lineage: Eukaryota; Metazoa; Chordata; Mammalia; Rodentia; Muridae. Gene Ontology annotation, biological process: actin filament organization; actin cytoskeleton organization.
GCAUCCUUUGGACACAGGGCUAAAAUAAAUUCAGCAGCCACAUCUACUUGCUUCAUAGACUCUUCAGUGGAGCUGGUCUCCACUCUGCUGGUUGUUUUCAGGGGACUGGGAAAGGUGCUGUGUGUGAAACAGGGAGGAGACCUACUAAGGGAAGAUAUAGAGGUCUAGAAAGCACUUCUACGGAGUUAGGGUUCAUUCUGGUGCAAAGCGACCUUCAACCUUACUAAGUCCGGAGAAGCCGGUACAGCUGGCAGGGAAGGCCAGUCCGAUCUCCUCCUCGAGGCGCUCUCUCUGAAGGAGAGGAUGGCAAGGUACCAGGCAGCUGUUUCCAGGGGUGACGCCCGCAGCUUCUCGGCUAAUGUCAUGGAAGAAUCGGAAGUGUGCACUGUGCCUGGUGGUUUAGCGAAGAUGAAGAGACAAUUUGAAAAGGAUGAAAUGACUUCAACCUGUAAUGCCUUUUCUGAGUAUCAAUACCAACAUGAAAGCAGGUCUGAGCAGGAAACAAUCCACAGCAGACAAGAAAUGCAAAGGAAUAAAGAAGUUUCUAAAGCACAUGGAACUGAUGUCUUCAAAACAGAAAUGAUGUCACAUCAUGAAAAGUGCUCUGAAGAAACCAACCAAACUUCACAGUUUCAUCAAUAUGUUCAAGAAACAGUCAUUGAUACACCAGAAGAUGAAGAGAUUCCGAAGGUUUCCACUAAGAUUUUAAAAGAACAAUUUGAAAAGUCUGCCCAGGAAAAGUUCCUCUACAGUGAUAAAGAAACAACACCGCCAGCCAAGUGCAUAAAGAUUGAAAAUGACAGUGAAGAAACCUUAAAGCCAUCAUCAGCUGUAGGUACUUCUUCUUCUUCUUCUUACACAUCAACCAGCCAGAGGAAAGAAACUUCAACCUCAAGCUAUAGCAAUCAUAGUCUCACUUCAACAGCCAUGGCACAAGUUAAUGGCACUCCUUCAGAAAAUGUGGAAGAAUUCCCUCCUCCCCCACCUGAUGUACUUCAAGCACCAAUGGAUGUGACAGCAUUUUCCCAGUCCCCUGAAUUCCCCAGCCCCCCUAGAAGACUACCAAUCCCCAAAGACUUAUAUUCCAAACAAAGAAAUUUAUAUGAAUUAAACCGCCUCUAUAGACAUAUACAUCCUGAGUUAAGAAAAAACUUAGAAAAAGAUUACAUCAGUGAGGUUUCUGAAAUUGUUUCUAGCCAGACAAACUCAGGGAACUCAACUACAGCAGAUGUGCAACAAGCUCGAUAUGUUUUUGAAAAUACAAAUGAUAGCACUCAGAGAGAUCUGAACUCAGAAAGAGAAAACCUGGAGUGGGAUGAAAUUCUGAAAGGAGAGGUACAGUCAAUGAGAUGGGUUUUUGAGAAUCAGCCAUUAGAUUCUAUAAACAAUGGCUACACAGAUGAAGGGUACACUUCCAAAAGCAUCACUGACCAAGAACUCAUUGCUGGAGGUGACGUGAAGUAUACUACUUGGAUGUUUGAGACACAACCAAUAGAUGCCCUGGGGGUUCCUUCUGCUGGCACUGAAGGAAACACUGAGAAAAUUCCUGAGCUAGCUAGAGGAGAUGUUUGUACAGCAAGGUGGAUGUUCGAAACAAGGCCUUUAGAUUCAAUGAACAAAAGUCAUCAAGGUCAAGAAGAAACAGAAUAUAAUGUUAUAAAGGAUAUAACUGGGGGAGAUGUCAAGACUGUGAGAUACAUGUUUGAAACUCAACAAUUGGAUCAACUUGGCCAGCUUCAUUCAGUGGAUGAAGUAAACUUACUACAACUCAGGUCAGAACUCAAAGAAAUUAAAGGAAAUGUUAAGAGGAGCAUAAAGUGUUUUGAAACCCAACCACUGUAUGUCAUUAGAGAUGGUUCAGGCCAAAUGCUAGAAAUUAAAACUGUGCAAAGAGAAGACAUUGAAAAGGGAGAUGUUAGAACAGCACGUUGGAUGUUCGAAACACAGCCUUUGGACACGAUUAACAAGGAUAUCACUGAAAUUAAAGUCGUUCGAGGAAUAUCCAUGGAAGAAAGUAUCAAAGGUGGGGUGAGUAGAGCAAAGUGGUUAUUUGAAACUCAACCUCUGGAGAAAAUCAAAGAAGAGUCAGAUGAGGCUGUCCUUAAAAAAGAAGCAGUCAUAGGUACAGAUGUUUCUAAAAGGUGUUGGAUGUUUGAAACACAGCCAUUAGACAUUUUAAAAGACACUCCUGAUACAGAUCCCACAUCACCUGAGGAAAGAAUAGGGGGUGACGUAAAAACUACCAAACAUCUAUUUGAAACACUUCCAAUAGAGGCUUUAAAAGACAGUCCUGAUGUUGGAAAGCUUCAAAAAAUCACCACCUCUGAAGAAGAAAAAGGAGAUGUUAAGCAUCAAAAAUGGGUUUUUGAAACUCAACCUUUAGAAGACAUUAGAGAAGAAAAGAAAGAGUAUACACGAACAGUGAGACUAGAAGCAGUUGACAGAGGCCAGGUAAAGAACUAUACGCACAUCUUUGAAUCCAGUGAUUUAAUUAAGGUUGAUGCAUCCCAUCAAAUUGAGGUAGAAGGAGUCACAAGAGGCACAGUGGAGUUAAACAAAUCUCUCUUUGAGACAAUGCCACUGUAUGCCAUUCAAGACCAUCUUGGAAAAUACCACCAAGUAAAGACAGUCCAGCAGGAAGAAAUAUUAAGAGGUGAUGUAAGAAGCUGUAGAUGGCUUUUUGAAACAAGACCCAUUGACCAAUUUGAUGAAAGUCUUCAUAAAUUUCAGAUAAUUAGAGGAAUAUCUGCUCAAGAAAUACAGGCUGGGAAUGUGAAAUCUGCAAGGUGGUUGUUUGAAACGCAACCUCUUGAUUCAAUUAAAUAUUUUAGCAAUGUGGAAGAAACAGAUAGCAAAACUGAACAAACUACAGAUAUUGUUAAAGGAGAUGUCAAAACCUGUAAAUGGCUAUUUGAGACCCAGCCAAUGGAGUCUCUUUAUGAAAAAGCUUCCAUGAUAACCAACACUGAAGAUAUUCAUAAAGGUGAUGUUCGAACCUGUACCUGGCUUUUUGAAACACAGCCACUUGAUGCCAUAAAAGAUGACUCCGGAGCAACAGUCAAACUGCAAACUGUAAAGCAGGAGGAGAUACAAGGUGGGGAUGUUCGGACAGCAUGCUUUCUUUUUGAGACAGAAAAUCUGGACAACAUACAGGGGAGUGACGGGAAAGAAAACAAGCCCGUGGAGACAGAUAUACAAUCUGGGGAUGUCUCUGGCAUGAAGUAUAAGUUUGAAAAUCAGUCCUUGGACUCUAUAAGUUGCAGUUCAGAGAAUGUUUUGAAUAAGAUCAAAACCCUGAAAAUUGAAGACAUUCAGAAAGGCAGUGUAUUAAGUUGUAGGUGGCUGUUUGAAAACCAACCUAUUGAUAUGAUAAAAGAAAAUCAAGAAGGUGAUGGAUUGGUUAAGACCGUGACAGACAUACAAGGUGGGGAUGUGAGAAAAGGGUGCUUCAUUUUUGAGACAUUUUCUUUGGAUGAGAUUAAAGAAGAAUCUGAUGGUCUCAACACCAGGGAAACAAAUAUUGAAGAAGUAAUAAAAGGUGAUGUAAAAAGCUACAAAAUGCUCUUUGAAACACAACCUCUCUAUGCAAUUCGAGAUCAAGAAGGGUUUUACCAUGAAGUGACGACAGUUAAAAAAGAAGAAGUAAUUCAUGGAGAUGUACGAGGAACAAGGUGGCUCUUUGAAACAAAACCAUUAGACUCCAUUAAUGAAUCAGAAGAUGUAUAUGUUAUUAAAUCUGUCACUCAGGAAGAUAUUCAGAAAGGGGAUGUGAGUUCGGUCAGAUACAGAUUUGAAACUCAACCACUGGAUAAGAUUUCAGACAAAUCACCUAAUGUUGUACCCAUUGCUGACUAUAUUCAAGGAGGCAAUGUGGAGAUGAGUAAACAAUUCUUUGAGUCUGAAAAUGUUGAUAAGAAGAAUUACAUAAGAACAGUAAGUGUCAAUGAAAUUCAAAAGGGCAAUGUUAAGACUUCUACGUGGCUCUUUGAAACUCACAGCAUAGAUGAGCUAGGAGAAGGGUCCAAAUAUGAAAAUAUCAAGACAGUCACCCAGGAAGAUGUACAGAAAGGUGAUGUUAAGCAAGCAGUGUGGCUUUUUGAAAAUCAGACGUUGGAUUCUAUUAAGGAAGUAGAUGAAAGUCACACAGAAAUGAUGAAGGAAGAAAUUCCUCCAUCAGAUGUCAAGACAACUACAUGGCUCUUUGAAACAACACCUAUUCAUGAAUUUAAUGAAACUAGAGUAGAAAAGGUAGAAAUUGUUGGUAAAAGUAUCAAAGAAACCUUGGAAGACCUUUACUCCCAAAGAGUUAUUGAAGCUCCUGGAAUUAUUAUUGAAGCUGAUGAAGUUGGCGAUGUUAGAAUGGCAAAAUACAAGCUCAUGAACCAAAAAACUCCUGAGGUACAGAAAGAAGAAGUGAUCAGGGCUGAUAUCAGAAACAUAAUGAUGAACUUACUUUCCCAAAGAGACUGUGCAAAGAAAGAGAUAUGUGUCAGUGAAGAAGAGAAGGGAAAUGUCAACUUGACUAAAACUCAAUUACUAAGCAGAUCAACUGAAUUUCAUGUUGAAAAGGAAGAGAUAGUGAAAGGGGAUGUAAAACAAGCAAUAAAAAAUCUUUUCUCAGAGGAAAGAUGUACAAAGAAAGGUAUAUUAAUUCAAGAAGACGAAAAGGGAGAUAUUAACAUGACUAUCUAUUGUCUUCUUCAUGAAAAUGCUGGUGACAAGACUGAGCGUGAAGACAUCAUAGGAGGUGAUGUGAGGCGCACCAUUCAUAAUCUGCUAUCUUCUACAUCAAAUGGUAAAAUGUCUGAAAGGACAAAAAUUGAUGCCUCAGAGAGAGGAAAUGUUCAGUUCUUCACAACAUGCAUAGAAGCUGGAGCUUUGGAUUACCUCAAACAACUCCAAACAGGGUCAAAUGAAACACACUCAGAUAGAAAGCAAGAAGGACAGGAAGAUAUAAUUGGUGGUGAUGUUGAGGGCACAAAAUUCCUACUAAAGAAAAGGAAGUCUUCAUUUGAACGUACUAUUAGUGAAACUGACAUCAUCCCAGGAGAUGUGCAUAAUACAGCCAAAGUCUUCAUGACUGAGCCUCAGAGUUCAUCUUAUAAGACAUCAAAAGAAGAGAUUAUAAAAGGUGAUUUGAAAUCAAGCCUGAAUUCUCUCAGCCACGCCAUGAAUCAGAAAACAGUGUCUAAAACAGAAGAAACUAUGAACAAUGGCAAACUGGCCUCACUCAAGUCACUUAAGGAGUCAAGUGACAGACAGGAAGGGUCUAAGCAAUCUGGUGGCAUCUCCAGUGAUUUUGGGCAAGCCAUUGAGUCCCUUGAGAAGGCUACAAAUAUCAGGACUGAAAUAUUGAAAAAAGAGCUGAUCCUAGAUGAUCUUGAAACAUCAUUAAAGUCUUUGAAAGAAGCACAGAGGGGUUUCAAAGAGGUUAAUAAAGAAGGAAUAAUCAAAGAAGAUGUCCUACCUGGGAUAGUAGGAUUCGCAGAAAGACAAAAAGGGAUUUAUCCAGCAGCUAUCCAGAGAGACAAAAAAAGUCUUCUUCAACCAGUGCCAGGACCAUUUGAAUCAGCAAGCAGGCAGAAGGCAGGACUAGGCACUCUUGAUGAAACUUCGCAGACAACCUGCCAUCAGUCAUUAAUAGAAGAAAGAGAUGAGGCUAAUCUUCCUAAAGCCCCUAAGGGCACUGUAAAGAUUGUCAUUGAUCGUGAGCAAAACAAUGAUGCUCUUGAGAAAAGCCUUAGGAGAAUGUCUAACUCAGAACCCAGAGCUAUGAAAAAUGUCUUAGACAUGGGUGACAGAAUGGGUGUCUGGACCGACAGCAAAGAAUUUCUGUGUAAAAGAGACCACAUGAGUAAACAGUUGACUGCAACCAUGUCAGUGAAGGAAAAUCUAAAAACCAAGGAAUCAGAGAAUGUGAAAGAAUCAAAGGACAAUGUCUUUGCCUCAACCCAGUCUGUGGACAAAGCAUUUGGAAAGCAGCAGACUCAACCCUGUGAACUAGGGAUUGACCACUGGAAGUGGCAGUUCCAGGAUUCUUAUAGGAAGAGUCAAAGAAACACCCAAAACAUUAAUAUAUCAGCAGAGGUACGAAGUGACAUUCCAGAACCCACCCAGCAUCUGGACAACAAGGCAGCUAGAGAGAUGCAUGGGAUGAUGAGGGACUUUCAGAAGCAAGCCUUACUAAGUCAGGAAAGGCAGUAUUCUAACAAAGACAUGAAGAAAAAUGUCACGAACCUUCAACCUUCACCUGUAGAUAAGGAUGUACACCGUGUACCAGGAGGGAGAGUUUCUGGGAAAAGCCACAAAACAUUUGAGGCAACUGACAAAAAACAGAAAAUUGAUGUUUGUUUAGAAAACCAGGACUUUCUAAUGAAGACAAAUACUUCCAAAGAGUUAAAAAUGGCAAUGGAGAGGUGCCUUAACCCAAUCAACCUUCACCCUGAAUGUAGUAUAAAAGAAAAUGAGGGCUCCCUUCCACCUCCAUCUCCCCCUCCUCCUCCAGCUUCCAAUGUAUCAUCUGAAAUUGAAUUUCCUCUCCCACCUCCACCACCCUUAAUGCUGCUGCCUGAAAAAAAUGAGUUCCCUCCCUCCUCAUCCACAAAGAAGACAAGGAUUGAAUUAGAAAGCUUCCCAAACCUCCGUCUUCCUCCAUCAGUAGAUGAGAAAUCUGAACAAGAAUGUCUAUCAGCAUCCCUCCCUCCUCCACCUCCACCAACUCCAUCUCAACCAGUACAUCACCUUUCCUCCUAUCUUCUGGAAAAUCACAGGGAAGCAGCCAUACAACAGUAUUCCCAAAAAGAAGCCUUGAAUUCUCAUCAGCUGCACUCACAGGCCAAAAUUCUAACAGGAAAAUCACCACCUCCAAUACUCCCCAAACCCAAACUUCCCAAGAGAAUUAAAGAUAAAAUGAGCCAGUGUUCCCCAAGUGGUGAACUAGAAAGAUCACUGUCAGAUACGGAAAUGAAAACUACCCUCUCAAAGGAUCAGAAAAGAUCAAUGGUAGCAAUGAGCAGUGAACACACAGAGACAAAGCAGGAAGUGCUCAGAAAAAGUCUUGAUGAAAGAAAACAGCUGCCCGUUGACUCUGCAAAUUCACUUCCUCAGCAGGUCCCAGAGAUCCCAGCACCCAGGGGAAAACAGACAGCACCCCUUGUUAAAUCCCACUCACUCCCAUCACGUUCAGAACUACCAAGUCCAAAGCCUUACGUGAGAAAGUUUAAGACACCUUUAAUGAUUGCUGAAGAAAAAUAUAGACAACAAAAGGAGGAAGAGCUUGAGAAACAGAGGCGGGAGAGUUCUUGCCACAGCAUCACCAAAAGAGAACCUCACCACCAAAGCUGUUCAGAGAAGGAGAAAGAAAUAGAUUCACACAAAGCAUCUGAGGCAAUCUCCACACCCAGAAAGGAUUCGGACUUCACUAGGGCACAGCCUAACCUGGACUGUAAGAACAGGGCUGUGCAUGCAGGCACAUGCUCUGACAGCCAGCUCUCCACAGAUUCCACAUUGUCAGCUGCUACUGAGAGGCUCCAGCACAUUCUAGCAGCUUCAGAAGAUAAGCUUUCCCUGAGAAUGGAAGGCAUAGAGAGCUCGAGGGACACCCUCCAAUCAAAAUCAGCUUCUGAAAUUAGCCAGAGGCACAAAGAACGUAAGACACAGCAAACGUUUGGGCAACAUGUGGACAGAUUACCCUUUCCCCAAAGCAAACCCAUCUCCCCAAGUUUCAAAGUGAAAACUGUCAAGCUUCCAACUCUAGAUCAUACAUUGGCUGGAGCAGACCUCAGUUCUGAAAGCCAUGUAAAGCAAUCUGAAGUUGACUUUCAAAGCCGUGCUCAACAAAGGAACCAGGAAAUCAAGCAAACCCAAGCAAGUUCGCAGUGUGAUGAUAAGCAAUCAGUGCCCGAAAAAUAUCUUCAGUUGCCUAAAGCAGAGAAAAGGGUAACAAUACAAAUGCCUAAAGAAUAUGCAGAGAAAAAUCAUAAAAGCAAGCUCCAAACAGUUCCCAAGAAGCAGAGAGGAUUUGGCAUGGUUGACAGAGGGAAUGUCCUAGGGAGUGAAGAAAAACAUCAGGAGUCCUCGAUGAGCAGUUCAAAAGACGACAGAGUAGUCGUUGAAAGAAAACAAGAAUAUCUGCAGGACCAGAGAGUACCAAGGGUAGCCCAACACAAGAUCAUAGAUACACAUCUGGACUCCCAGACACAGAACUUUCAGCAGAUGCAAAUACACACUUCGGGAAGUACAAUUGAGCAUAAAAAACUGCCCCAGCCAUACAAUGCUCCGCAGGAGAAAAAAUGUCUUAGAGACAAGGGCACACAGCAGAGACAGGCCUUCCCUAACACUGAAGAGUCAAAGCAAAAGAUGACAGAGAACAAAUCUUCGUUUUCCUCUGUGAAGGAAUCUCUGCAGGAUGAUGGGAAAUGUAACAUAAAUAUAUUGGAAUUCUUGAGAAAACGUGAAGAGCUACAGCAGAUUUUGUCAAGAAUAAAACAGUUUGAAGCAGAGUCAAAUAAAAGUGGCCUUAAAACAUUUCAGAUGCUGUUAAAUAUUGUCCCAGUAUGGCUGAUAAGUGAGGAAAAAAGAGAAUAUGGAGUUCGUGUUGCCAUGGAGAAUAAUUUAGAAAAAGUCAAAGAAGAAAUAACACAUAUUAAAACCCGAACAGAGGAUAUGCUCGGUCACUGUGAACGUAUAAUUCAAACAGCCAUGAUGGCCUCCCCAACAGGAAAGCAGAGAGAUAAACCUACCAAUCUUAAUGAAAUGUCAUUGAAAGUGUCUAAUGUUAAUGCCAGCUCUAAUAAAUGCACUGAGAAGAAAGAAAGUAAAACUGUAGAAGAAAAAUUAACACACCUCCAAGUAGCAACCCACCACGAUGAGGCAGUGACUCAUAAUCCUGCUGAAGCACAUCAGGAGGCUAAGAGAGAAGAGAGUAAGAUGACUCCCCCCUCUUUGAAAACUCGUCCACCAUCACCAACUUUCAUUACAAUAGAGUCCACUGCCCGCCGAGCAGAAACCCCCACAAAGGCUGAGCUUUCUCAGUCCCCUAAAAAGAACAGUUGUACUGAACCUCUACCCAGAAGACCCCUGGAGCAAACAUCCAGUCUUCACAGAACAAGCAUGUCCCCAUCCCCGCCCAGGAGUCGCUCAGAACAACUUGUCAGACUCAAAGACACCACAGCCAGGUUAGCCAGAGGCACCAUGCCCUGUUCACCAGGGACCCCAGUUCCAAUUGUAGAGAAGAGAUCCGAAGUGGUUAUAUCCCCCGCCACACUCCGCAGGCAAAUUAAGAUAGAAAGCCGUGGCGGGGACUCUCCACCCACCAUCACAAUUCCUGUAAACGUAAACCACGUCGUUAGUGGGUCCUUCCGAGAGUCUGUAGAUACUCAAGAGGAAGUGAGAAAGAUAGAAAAAAAGGAGACUUAUGUUCAUAAAGACGGAAUGAAUUCCGUCAAUAGAGCAAUGCCAGAGACCGAAAGCUACGAUGCAGUUGAAAUCAUCCGCAAGGUGGGAGGGCCUCGCCUAUCAGAACACACAGAGAGAUUUGAAGCCACCAAUCAAACUGUUCAAGUGGCUGAACGUUUUCUGAAUGGCCGUGAAAAUGAAAUAAACAGAUGGUUUAGGGAAUUUGAGAAUGGCCCCGUUUUCGGAGCACAGACAGAUAGAAGAACUUAUGCAAAUGGCGAAAUAAACCAGAACAUGAAACAAGAGAAUCACACAUUCUGUAAGGGGGAAUUUGGAUUAUCAUCGUCUGGAAAUGCUGAGUUUACAGGCUUUUCUUACAGACAUCCUAGGCAGCACCAAGAACAAGUGCCUGCAAUGCAGCCCAGGGCUUACUCUCAAGCGAGGUCUAUGAGGGAGCAUUUCUUAGGCAUGGAUGCAUUCGACAGUCAGAUUGUUGGGUCAAAGGUAGCAACCUCGUCAUCAAGUAGCUCAGAAGCUGGUAGGUCGGGCUUUAACUUCAAGCACGCCCCACCGACCUAUGAAGACGUGAUCUCCGGCCACAUCCUAGACAUUGCAGAUUCACCUACAAACUUCAGAAGGGAUUUCCAAGAGACAUGGCAGGAGAGUGAAAGAGUUUUCAAGCGCUUGGGAUAUGAGACCUCAGAGGCCCAUGCAACUGAAGUGAGCAGGGCCUUCCAGGAGGAAUCUGCCUUUAGAAGUGACAAGGAAAUUUGCGUAAUUUGUCAAAAAACAGUUUAUCCAAUGGAGUGUCUUGUAGCAGACAAGCAGAAUUUUCAUAAAUCUUGCUUCCGAUGCCACCAUUGCAGCAGUAAACUGAGUUUGGGAAAUUACGCAUCACUUCAUGGACAAAUAUACUGCAAGCCUCACUUUAAACAACUUUUUAAGUCUAAAGGAAAUUAUGAUGAAGGUUUUGGACACAGGCAGCAUAAAGAUCGAUGGAAUUGCAAAAACCAAAACAUCUUAGCUGAUUUACUUUCCACUGGAGAACGUAAUGUGUGUGAAAACCCCACAGCAGAUACCAUCUUGCUUGGGGAACUUACUAAGCAUGCAGGUGUUUGUAACAGCAAGUGGCAAAACAAUGAUUUGAGAAUAUGGGGAGAGAGGGGGAAAUUAAAAAUUGUUUGGCCUCCUUGCCAGGAGACGCCUAAGAAAAACCUUCCCCCUGAGGAAGAACUCAAAGUGAGUAAGGCCAAAUGGCCACCCGAAGUGAUAAGCCCUGUCCCCUCAGAAUUCAAAAGGGAGUCUCUGAUAGGACAUGUGAAAAGUUUGGAAUAUCAAGGGCGAGAGCAAGAUAGCUUCCCUGUCUUGCAACCCUGUCUCCAUAUUUGUCAGAAAGAGGAAGUUAUAGGAAUAAGAGAAUCAAAAGUGUAUGAAGAAAGAAAGGACGAGAAAGAAGGAAAAAGGAAUGUGCUGGACAAGCCAAAUGACACUGAAGGCUUAACAAAUAAGAGGAAGAGUGGGACAGAGCUGAGUGACAAUAAUGUGUGUGUUCAGAGUGAUGAAAAGGAAAAGAAUGGACAUGCUAAUGAACCUGAUGGUGUAGACAUUUUGCAAGUUACAAACACUGAUGAUGAGGUGGGGCCAGAAAAUCGUAGAGAGAACCCCAAUAAUAAUAACAAUAACAAUGCCGCUGCUGUCUCCUCUCUGAAUGAUGGCGGGCAGAAGACAUCUAUUUUAGAAGAUCCUCAUCGAUUACAGCGAGCCAGUGAAGCAAAUUACUGUGCAAGUAAAUACCAAAUUAAAAAGUUAAAAAGUGCAUCUAGAAUCUCAGAGUUGCUUGAUGUAUUUGAAUCUCAGAAGGCAUCCUCCCUAGCCUUGGCUCUGGAGAAAACAGCUCACAGAGUGACUGCAGGCAGCCCUGUGCAGUUGCCUCCAGAGCCAGGCCUCCAGCAGGGCUUAUCAGUUAAAGGGGAAAGCCUUGCAGCCUCUUCCAGUGUAAACCUCUUACACAUUAAAGGAAACCAUGAAAAUAACAAAAAUGUACACCUUUUCUUUUCUAACACUGUGAAAAUCACUUCUUUUUCCAAGAAGCAUAACAUCCUCGGGUGUCAUUUAAUAGAUUCUGUUGAUCAACUUAAAAAUAUGUCUUGCUUGUAUUUAAGAGAACUCGGAAAGGACGUCAAAUGCUGGCAGUGUGAAACCACGGGAGCCGCUCAGAGUGGUGGGAAAAUGGGCUUAGAUGCACAGAGUCAGGGGUGCACAGCUAAGCGUGUGUUCUCCAGCAUGCAGUGCCAGGCUGACCAUCUGACUGUGGAAGAGCAGAUUAAACGGGACAGGUGCUACAGUGACAGUGAUGGUGACUGAGAACUCUGUAGCCACUUGCAGUUCACACUGAGGGAUGAUUUAUCACAUGAGACCUGGGGAUCAUUGCUAACCUUUUGAUGAAAUUAUAAAGAUAGCAUUUUAUAAUCUCAUCUUUCUUGUAUCACACUCCGUAAUUCUUUUUCACAAUACAUUGAGUUCAGUUUUGAUCUGAAUGGAAUGCUGAGGUGAAACAAGGUGGCCCUGUUUUCCUCUCAAAUGGCACGUGUGGUACUGUUUUCCUACCUUGUAUGGUGAUUGGGAGUUUGUACCGCUGGUAUUUGUCACAAUUCUUAGACACCUUCUCUAUAAUACUGAUGAAAUAAAAC